AUGAAGGCAUAUGAAGGCCAUGGGGUAAAGGUCUUCAAUACUCCUGGGGUCAAUGCUACGGCUGUGGCUAAGAUAGCGGUAUACCUCGCAUUAAGCGUCUCUCGGGACGUCCCUAACAUCGUCAUUCGACAGAAGCAAGAGGGGGAAUCGUGGACGAGGGCGUUGGAGGAGCGUAUCAUCGCUAGCGCUGGCUUUGACUGCCACGAGGAAGAGCCGCCGCCAAAGGACCGUUAUGAGCGUCUUUGGGCUUGCCCAGGUUCUAUUGGGACUCCCCACAUCGCGGCUGCAACAGAGGCGACCCAGGUUGCCACUACAAACGGUGCGACUGAUCAGGUAUAUGCAUACUUAAAAAACGAAGCACUAAGUGUCAAGGUCUAG
Molecule: messenger RNA, 378 nt
Organism: Fusarium vanettenii 77-13-4
Lineage: Eukaryota; Fungi; Ascomycota; Sordariomycetes; Hypocreales; Nectriaceae
Exons: 2
Coding region: 1-378 (125 amino acids)
Cellular component (GO): cytosol
Molecular function (GO): glyoxylate reductase (NADPH) activity; hydroxypyruvate reductase [NAD(P)H] activity; NAD binding
Source: RefSeq, a predicted model, not a curated record